CUGCGGGCUGACACUGUGGGGGAUCCGGGCUGCCGCGUCCUGCCCUCUUCGGACUGUCAGCAGGGAGCGGGCUGGGCUUCUCCGUGGGAUUUCACGUCUGCUGUAUCGCCUGGGAAACUUCCUCAAGCCCGACAUAACUUGGAGCGAAAAGGGGAGGAAAAGCAAAAAAAGAAAGAAAGAAAAGCCAUUUCCUUUAAUGUUACAGCCGCUGGAAAACACAGCUGACAAGUUCCUCUAAAGAUAUAAUUGCAACAUCACUCCUGUAGAGGAAGCGAGACCUGGAACGUAGGACCGCAGGGAAAGCACUUAAUCUCUACUCCUUUUGUGCAGUGCAAGAGAAGGCAAGGCUGUUCGAUGCCAUAGGACUCUCCGAUGCAGUUUAUGUUGCUUUUUAGUCGCCAGGGGAAACUGAGACUCCAGAAGUGGUAUGUCCCACUAUCUGACAAAGAAAAGAAGAAAAUCACAAGGGAACUUGUUCAAACAGUAUUAGCCCGCAAACCGAAAAUGUGCAGCUUCCUGGAAUGGAGAGACCUGAAGAUUGUCUACAAAAGAUAUGCAAGCCUCUAUUUCUGCUGUGCCAUUGAAGAUCAGGACAAUGAACUGAUAACUCUGGAAAUAAUUCAUCGUUAUGUAGAACUUCUUGACAAGUAUUUUGGCAGUGUAUGUGAACUUGAUAUCAUCUUCAAUUUUGAAAAAGCCUAUUUUAUUCUGGAUGAGUUUCUCUUAGGAGGGGAGGUCCAGGAGACUUCCAAGAAAAAUGUUCUCAAAGCCAUUGAACAGGCAGAUCUUCUACAGGAGGAUGCUAAAGAAGCAGAGACCCCACGUAGUGUACUUGAAGAAAUUGGAUUGACAUAAGUCUUCACUUCAGCUGAUGACAUCUCAGUGUUUCAUACUGUAAAUGUUCACUGCCUUCAUUGUAAUGUUUAGCUAAUGGUGUAAGAUGCUGUUUGUCAGUAUUACUGUUUUGCUAAGCUGCUUCAUUCAGGCCUACAAGGGAAAUACUCCUUUGAAAAGGGAACAAGAAAUUAAAGGCCAAAAAUCACAAAUGAAAGGGAAUUGGAUUUAAAUUGACUCAGUGUCUCUUCUCACUGCAUUUAUAGGAAAAAAAGAAUAAUGCAUUUAAUUUCAGUGAGUGUACUGUUUUUAUAAGCAAAUGACUUCAGGAAAUAAAUGUAUCAUAGACAUAGCAUAUCUAAAUGAGAAGAAUACAUGGACACCUUCAAGUAUGAAAUAUUGUAGAAAUUGUGUUUAUGCAACCAAAGACUUUUUGUUCAUCUGCAUUUUUAAGUCCGUAGUUGCGAUAAUUCUGCUUUUAUUCAGUUAACAUGUUACAAUUGGAAAUAACUGUUUACUUCUGAAUUUGCCAUUAUACCAAAGAAUCCUGUUAGGAUCUGCAUAUCCAACUGGUUAAAACUGUUAAGGUGGCAUUGCUUUUUGCAAGACAACUGCAAACUGAUCAUUUACUAGCAGCGAAAGUGUAUUUACAUGUAAUUAUCUUGAUCAAAACUGUGCAAGUUACUAUAUUCAAGAGGGAAUGCAUGUAGUUUAAAAAAAAAGAAAAAGAAAAAAAAAAUCAAAAUAGGGAAACUAUUUUUAAAGCAGUACUGGCUUGCUCUGACCAUACACACAAGAGAAGGAAGUAGCCUUUUUGACUGUAUAGAGAGGUAUGUAAUGAAAAUAGGAUACUUUUGAACAUGGGAGCUUUACAAAAGGGAGUUUUUAUGAUUUUCUUUUGAUCUUUACAAAUUAAUUUGUAUUUAUUCGUGUUUUGUAGUUACGCUUUAAUGGGUGUAUGAGCGCCUUUAAGAAAAAGUGUCAGCUUUAUUUUGACUACUUUUCUUGGCUUACACCUUUCACACGUUGACACAUCCCUUAAAAACUGUGCAGUAGAAGCAACUGAUUUGCAGUGAGAAUUUUGUAUACUACGUUCAUUGCAAAUUGGGUAAAGUGAAAUGGAAAUAAGAGUUUGCCAUUUCUUGCAGCCUCUCAGAAGUUGUACGCUAGAACUGUUUCACUUGAAGAAAUUUCUUUGAUGUAUGCUUUUGAGUUCUGGGAAGGUAGUGGCACGCUUUGGAGUAGCAGAGUGCUACUGUGUGCAUGCAUGGUCCCUGAGAAUGCUCAGCUUGCUUUCUUUCUCUUCCCAUCCCAGGAACUUGACUGUAGAAUUCAAGCAAGUAGCGCCAUAUGUGUUUUCACAAAACUUAGCUUUGGCAUUGUCGCUGGAAGCAGUCAUGUGGUGCUAGCACAAGCAGUUACACAGCCAGCUGUGGCUUAAUCUAAUCUAGACUAAAUGUAACCCACCAGCAAAAGUUUGGCACUGACAUUUGUUUCCUGAUCCAGAUCCCAGUAGAGGUGCUGGUGGCAGCAAAGGGGAUGGUAAGGGCAGAGGUGGGCUGGGUCUGGGACUGCAGCUUCAGUGGCUGUUCCAGAGCGGAGCCUAAGAACUUGCAGCAUGCAAAUGUAUCCAUUUAAGCCAUUUCUGGGAUUAAAAUAUACCAGAUUACUCGAGACCAUGUUGAACUGAAGGCACACAAGAGCAGUUGUUAGCAUUUUAGCCCUGUGCACAAGGGCAGGGAUAGAUGAGGUUCAGGUGGUGUUUGAAGGACCCUUGGUGUGAGACUGAUGUUGUGAAAUUACUUUAAGUCAAACCUGAAGCGAUUUCCUGUGUAUGAAGCAUUUUUGAAGUUUACACUGUCACUUGUAUGUGCUUGGCUGGGUUAAGCUUUGUUGUGAUUGUGACAAAUAAACUGUUUGACCUUUGUCGUACUGUCCCAUUGGUUUAGUUGUAAUAAAUGUCCAUUUUUACACCAUU
Molecule: messenger RNA, 2812 nt
Organism: Coturnix japonica (Japanese quail)
Lineage: Eukaryota; Metazoa; Chordata; Aves; Galliformes; Phasianidae
Source: RefSeq, a predicted model, not a curated record